AUUUCUUUUCCUGUAGUGAUAAGAGUAGUGGUGCAGUGCCCAUUAUAAAUGUGUAUAAAGUGAUUGCCACUAUCAAACAUUCUUUUUAAGCAAGCUAGAAGUCUCAUCAAUUGAUCAAACUGGGAGAGGAAGAAGAACACUGUGCUGUAGCUAUGGCUGCCACUUCAUCUUCAUCAUCUCUUCAUCUGAUACUCAUCUUCUUGUGCUUUUCUCACCUUCUGAUUCCCAUGGCUGCAGCCAUCCCACUUACAAGAAGCAGAAAUCUGCAGACUCAAGAAUAUGAAGAACCUAGUUAUACCCACAAGGGAAAGAUGAUGAUGGUGAUGAGAAGGAUGGAUGUUGAGCUGAAUGAUUAUCCUGGUUCUGGGGCUAAUCAUCGCCACACGCCAUGGGUACCACCAGCAAGAGCCUGCCUUGACUGCUAAUUAGUGGUUGUCUUAUGAUGCAUGCACAAUUAAUGUGGAUUCUAUGAUAAUCAUCCAUCCACUAGUUAGUUUCUUAUUCAUAUGUGGGUUUUAUAUUCAAUACAAUAUAUUUUCUUUUUUUGUAAUAUCAUACAUUAUGAAUGUAAAGGGGCAAAUUGGUAUAUUGGAAUAUCGUAGGUCAUUAUUAGUAAGUCCAGGUAUUCUGUAAACUCUUCGUAAUGAUGAGUUAUGUGCUCUGAGACAAAGAAUUGUGAGCAAAUAGUGUUGUUCGGUUUAUGAAAUGUUUCUUUCGUUGGUCUAGAAAGUAAUUCGGUAUUAGAGGCUAGUAAGCCAACUAGAAGCUGAUUUGCAAUAUAAUGUUGUAAAUGAAAGCAUGGUUUAUGGAAGGCAAUCCAAAGUUUGUUUCAUACAUUA
Molecule: messenger RNA, 839 nt
Organism: Ipomoea triloba (trilobed morning glory)
Lineage: Eukaryota; Viridiplantae; Streptophyta; Magnoliopsida; Solanales; Convolvulaceae
Exons: 3
Coding region: 153-425 (90 amino acids)
Source: RefSeq, a predicted model, not a curated record